Babjeviella inositovora NRRL Y-12698 is the source of this 1990-nucleotide messenger RNA. It is a transcript of the gene MTS1, whose product is annotated as Mts1p. The record is from RefSeq and is a predicted model, not a curated record. The transcript has a single exon. NCBI's taxonomy places the organism in Eukaryota, Fungi, Ascomycota, Pichiomycetes, Serinales. Bases 387 to 1916 code for a protein of 509 amino acids. Gene Ontology annotation, biological process: cellular response to biotic stimulus.
CCAUUCGACCAAUUUUGCCAGCAAGGAAUACAGUGAACGAUAUGAAUUCCUCAACCAGACCCUUGGAAAUUGAGUCCGCCCCGAGACAGCCGGCGGAAACCCUCACCUUAGCGGGGUCCCUCGAAGACUGCGCCUCAGGCAGCCUGCACAUAAGUACACAUCACGUGCACCUGCCAAGCCGUGAAAAGUAUCCGGCAGCUACGUCGACGUGUCCCUUUGGCUCCCAACCCUCGGAUCACCUUAAGCAGAGACACGUCCAUCGCCGGUUUCUCAUUUUGUACAGCGUGUAUUUAACCAAUUUGCUUCUUCCUUUUGUCUCCUCUUCAACUCCGCCAUUCGCGCUUUUUUUUGCAAGUUUUCUCUUCACUAUAGCGAUGUCUGCCCCAAUGGAUGACGUGGAAUUUACCACCGUCAAGUACAGUGAGACGCCAGCGCGCCGCCUUGAACAGUUGGGCUCCCAAUUCGGGAUUGAAACCACCACCAGCCCAGCGAUCAAGAACGCGCCGGCGCCAGCCGACGGUCCGGGGUCCAAGCACUUUUCCAACUGGGCCCUCGGGGGGUUCCUCGUGUUGAUCCCGGCCCUCAUAGCCCGCAAGUUGGGCGGUGGCCUCAAGACUUGGGUUUUCUUCACCCUUCUCUGUUUCUUCCCCUUGUUGAUGGCCUACUGGACCAUCUUGUCCACCUACUCCCCUCGCUUGAAUGAGCGCGUGCAAUUGCCAAACCGUCCGGUGGGUGACUAUUUGGAGUUCCACGACGAAGACUUGAAUAAGAAGUACGUUCUUUCCAACAACGGCCAGGGCUCCAAGCUCCCAAUGGAGACCUUCCACGAGUUGUACUUUGACGGCAAGGUCAGCUUCAAGGGUGACUGUUUGGAUGUCAUGGAGUACAGACAUGACUGGUGCACCUUCCGCUUCACCCUCUCCCUUUUCAGAUUCUUCAUCUGCGGGAUGAUCCCGGAAAUCAUCAUGCACACUCGUUCCCAGGAUGAGGAGCAGGUCCGUGACCACUACGACCGUGGUGACGACUUUUACGCCUGGUUCCUCGGCCCAAGAAUGAUCUACACCUCCGGUGUCAUCAGCGACAUUACCAAGGAGGAGACUUUGGAGCAAUUGCAGGACAACAAGUUGCGCAUUGUGUGUGAAAAAAUUGACUUGAAGCAAGGCGACCGUGUCCUCGACUUGGGCUGCGGCUGGGGUACUUUUGCCUCUUUCGCCUCCUCGCAGUACGGCGCUCGUGUCACCGGUAUCACCUUGGGCCGUAACCAGACCAAGUGGGGUAACACCCAGUUGCGCUCUUACGGCGUUGAGCAAUCCCAGUCCGAGAUCUUGUGCAUGGAUUACCGUGACACCCCGGUCCCAGAGGGUAAGUACAACAAAAUCACCUGUCUCGAGAUGUCCGAACACGUUGGGAUCAAGCACUUUGGCAGUUUCUUGCAGCAAGUCUACGACAUGUUGGAUGACGAUGGGCUUUUCUACUUGCAGUAUGCCGGUUUGCGUAAGUCUUGGCAGUACGAGGAUCUCGUUUGGGGUCUUUUCAUGAACAGAUACAUCUUCCCAGGUGCCGAUGCCUCUACUCCGUUGGACUUUGUCGUCUCCAAGUUGGAGAGUACUGGUUUUGAGGUUGUCUCCAUUGACAACAUCGGUGUCGAUUACUCCGCCACCUUGUGGAGAUGGUACCGUAACUGGAUGGGCAACAAGGAGAAGGCCGUCAACAAGUACGGUGCCAGAUGGUUCAGAAUCUGGGAGUACUUCUUGGCUUCUUCCACCAUCAUCUCCAGACAGGGUUCUGCUACUUGUUACCAGAUUGUUUUGAGAAAGAACUUGAACUCUUACCACCGCGUCAACUACAUUCCAGCCCAGCAGGGUUUGUCUGCUCCAUUGGAAAAGGGCACCAAGUGGUUCAAGGACUUUAAAUAGAUGAUUUGAGCUCGCGGGAGGGAAUUUCUUCCAAAAAUAAUUUGUAAUGAAUAUCUAAUAUCUAUUUCGUGAAU